Molecule: messenger RNA, 132 nt
Organism: Plenodomus lingam JN3
Lineage: Eukaryota; Fungi; Ascomycota; Dothideomycetes; Pleosporales; Leptosphaeriaceae
Source: RefSeq, a predicted model, not a curated record
AUGGAUAUUACUGAAAGAGAGCAGCAGACGAGGACUUUCAUCAAGACACCAGCAACUAUGACCUCUGUGUCGCGAGUUCCUCGACACACAUGCCAUCUCUCGCACGACUUGUUUGGCUUGGGUGUGUGCUGA